This is a messenger RNA of Dendroctonus ponderosae (mountain pine beetle), 801 nucleotides long. RefSeq lists its product as uncharacterized. The transcript is spliced from 3 exons. The record is from RefSeq and is a predicted model, not a curated record. NCBI's taxonomy places the organism in Eukaryota, Metazoa, Arthropoda, Insecta, Coleoptera, Curculionidae. Bases 1 to 801 code for a protein of 266 amino acids.
AUGAUCGGUACAACUACGGCGUUGAAAGUCCAGUACCAUUUUGCUCUCAGAUCUUCGUCCGAUUGUAUGAUCGGAGUCGGAUCGGAUAGAUGUGACCCGGCCUUUAGUCCAUUUCUGAUCAACCUCCUGAUGAACAAAAUCAUAGAAGAAAUAACAUCCCUGAACUCGGUAUACAGAAUGAACAACAGGACUAUUAGCAUGGUCUGCUAUGACGACGACGCUGCUAUUUUGGCAGAAAAUCAUCAGCAACUCAACAUGGACAUAUCCAUAGGUAAAACGAAAACCAUGACCAUCGCUAAGGAACCUAUGAGAUGCACGUUGGUAAUAGAUAAUACAUCCAUAGAGCAAGUCAUGCAGUUUAGAUCCCUAGGCAUAGAGAUGUCCAGCGCUCACGACACGGAUAGUAAGAUAAAAAUAUAUAAGACAUGCGCCAGGCCCAUAAUGACAUAUGGUAUAGAAGCGAGAAAGGAUACCAACAAGACCAAGAGGAUGCUGCGAGUCGCCGAAAUGUCAUUACUGAUGACAAUAGCAGGGAGAACAAGAAGAGAUCGUGUAAGAAACAUAGACAUUAGAGCACAGAGCGACGUACAUGAUGUGGUAAGAUGGGCAAGGCAGAGGAGAAGAGAAAGGUACAGCCACGUGAAGAGGAUGACCGACGAUAGACUACCACGCAUUGUACUAGAAGGAAAACCAGCAGGGACCCGUCCACCUGGAGAACCACCAAAGAGAUGGAAAGACAGCUGGCAGUCCACAUCUCAGGAAACAAUACCGAGACAAGCGCGGAAUCAAUACAUCAACUAG